Messenger RNA from Trichoplusia ni (cabbage looper), 2934 nucleotides. RefSeq names its product annulin-like. Gene Ontology annotation, biological process: peptide cross-linking. The record is from RefSeq and is a predicted model, not a curated record. The coding region runs from base 299 to 2596 and encodes 765 amino acids. The transcript has 12 exons. Gene Ontology annotation, molecular function: protein-glutamine gamma-glutamyltransferase activity. NCBI's taxonomy places the organism in Eukaryota, Metazoa, Arthropoda, Insecta, Lepidoptera, Noctuidae.
CUGAGGCGGAGCACAGACGAAACGAUCCCGCGCUGAGGUGCGCACGCGCCACACAACCGACGCUACCAAGAAAAUCUCGAAUUAAUUUAAUACAAGACACGAUAAGUACGUUAUACGUUGGUACCAUAAACUCAGCACAGCUGAUCGUGUUGUUUACAUUGUGGCAAACUGUUCAAACUAAUGUGGUAUUAAAGGAUCAGAAGCGGCUAUGAUCUAAUCGAGUUUAAGUGCGUUAAUUGAUAUUAGAGUGCUUUAAAAAACUAGUUUAUAAUUAUAUGUGUUUGAUUGUGUUUGUGAAAUGGGUGCUGUGAAGAGCAAGUUGGCAUAUUGUUGCCCUCCUAACUGCUUCUGCUGCAGGAUCGGGAAGUCGGAUUCUUACGAUCUUAAAGAGCUUCCUCGACCCCCACAUCUCAACAACUCACACGAUGUCGUCGACGCGACGCGACACGGCGUGCUUGCGGUGCAGGGAAUUGAUUUCUGUGUCGACACCAAUGGAGAGAACCAUCACACGGAAAAGUUCAACCUGAUGACGAGGACUGACGACAAGUGCCUCGUGGUGAGACGAGGACAGGCCUUCAAACUGGACAUACUCCUCAACAGACCCUACGAUGCCAGCAAAGACGCCGUCUCGUUUAUUUUCUACGUGUCAGAUGUAGAAACACGAGGUCCUUCAGAUGAGACUUCAGCCGCGGUUCCGUUGCUGGAGAAAGGAUCGGAAACUUUCGGAGCAUGGAGCGCGACCUACGAGGGUCAAGUGGACUCGCACCUCAUGGUAGCGGUGACUGCCGCCGCAGACUGCAUCGUAGCUUCCUGGAGGCUCGAUGUGGAUACCAGGAUAAGUGGAGGCAGCUCGCUCAGCUACAGACAUCCUUUGCCAAUCUACGUGCUCUUCAACCCUUGGUGCUUGAAUGAUAGCGUUUAUAUGCCAGGUCACAAUCACCGCGACGAAUAUGUUUUGGCAGACGGAGGAUUGAUGUUCAGGGGAGUUUACAAUCGUAUUAAACCUACUCCGUGGAACUACGCACAAUACGAAAAAGAUAUACUAGACUGCGCGCUUUAUCUAGUCAGAGAAGUUGGAAAGGUUAAAGGCGGUGCAAGAAGUGAUCCCAUUCGAACUACACGAGCGCUAUCAGCGGCUGUGAACGUACAGGAUGAUAACGGUGUCAUUUUUGGAAACUGGGGCGCAGAUCUAAGUGACUACAGCGGAGGCACACAUCCCUUGAAAUGGGUCGGCUCCUUGCAAAUCCUUCAGAAAUACUAUGAGAAGAAGAAGCCUGUUAAAUAUGGACAGUGUUGGGUAUAUGCUGGAGUUUUAACUACGAUUUGCCGAGCGCUGGGUAUUCCUUGUCGGCCGGUGACGGGAUACGAUGCAGCCCAUGACAGUCAAGGAAGUCUUACCAUUGAUAUCAUCAAGGAUGACAAAGGAAACACACUUGAAGAGUAUAGCAACGACUCAGUAUGGAACUAUCACGUAUGGAACGAGGUUUGGAUGGAACGACCAGAUCUAGGCCCCGAAUAUGGUGGUUGGCAAGCAAUAGACGCUACACCACAGGAAACCUCUGAAGACAUGUUCAGAUGCGGACCUGCCUCAUUACGAGCUGUCAAGGAUGCAGAGCUACAGAGACCGUACGAUGCAGGCUACGUCUUUGCUCAAGUUAACGCAGACAAGGUGUUAUGGAAAUAUUCGGGAGAAAUCCAACCACUGAAGUUAAUGGCACGUGACGCUGUGUCUAUUGGACAAAAUAUUUCAACGAAAGCUAUUGGAAAGAUGGAACGAGAGGACAUAACUAAUACAUACAAGUAUCCUGAGAGAACGCGUGAGGAACGUGUUACUAUGGAGAAGGCCCUGCGCAAGUCUCAGAGUAUCUUUGCUCGGUACUACUUGAAUGACGUUUUCAAUGAUGUCACUUUCGACUUUGACCUCGUUGACGAUAUCAAGAUUGGACAGAACUUCAAUGUGGUUCUUCACAUUAGAAAUCGAUCGAGUUCAGAGUCACAUCAUGUGAAGGGUGUCCUUCGAGUAGACACGGUCACUUAUACGGGAGUGACUGGCGACGGAGUGAAGAGGUCGGAGUUUGACAUCAACCUUGCUCCCGAAGGCAAGGAGGUCGUUAAGAUGCUAGUCACAUACGACGAAUACUAUAAGAAACUGGUUGACCAGGCAUCCUUCAACAUCGCCUGCCUCGCUACCAUUGUGGACAAGAACUUCGACUUCUUCGCCCAAGAUGACUUUAGAGUUCGUAACCCUGACAUCAAGAUCAGUAUCGAAGGGAAGCCGGUGUCCCGCCAAGAGUUCACCGUCACCGUCGUAGUUGAGAACCCUCUCCCGAUCCCUCUCACUAAGGGCAAGUUCUACAUCCAAGGUCCUGGGCUCGAAGAACAACUUAAGAUUCAACUUGAUAAGAGUGUGGCGCCGGGAGAGUUUGCAACAGCUACCUAUAAGCUGACCCCGCCGUGGGCUGGUCGCCACCAAAUCUCCGCCAAAUUCACGUCCAAGGAGAUGCGUGACGUCGACGGAUUCCUUUCAUUCAUAGUCGCCGCUCCUUCUGAGACCAACGGCCAUCCUCCAGAAACUGUCGAAAGCCAUCAAAUUUAAACAAAAUAAAAACGAUAAAUUUUCUUUUUCUGUUCGAAAAUAAUGAGACAGUAUUGUAAAGUGUUCAUCUUGAUAAAUUUGUCCUGAAAUGUGUCGUUUGUACCGGAACGAAACUAUGUGUACCAUAAUAUUAUUAUACAUGGUUUAAUUUCGAUGUAUCUACUUAAGCUAUUUAUUUUAUUUUGAUUGUAAGUAAAUUCUGCAAUAGUAAGAUAGUUUUAACUUUUUAUAUGUGUUAAUUAACAAUUUAUUAUGCCUAUAUAGAUAAGUUGUUGACUGCCACCAGUGGUGCUCUCAUAUAUAAGUAACUAAUAAUAAUAAAAAUGUAUAAAUAAAUG